AUGGCGGAGAAAGUGAUGGUAGCCGGAGCCUAUGAGCAAAAUAUCCGAACAAACCUUGGUGAAACGAGAAAACAGGAUAAAAAAGUUAAACAAAAGAAGAACAGGCAGAAAGCUAAAAAGCCUGUCGUCGAAAUCAAUGUAAGGAAAGAUCGGAAGGUUAUAAAUGAAUAUCACACUUUAAACAAAAAAAUUGACGCUAUGCGAAAGAAUCCAUCGAUUUCUAGGGAAGAUAAAGCUUCUAAGAUCGCAGCAUUGGAGGCAAAAAAGGAUAAACUUGGAGGGAUAAAUGCUUAUCAACAGGCUUCAAGACUUGGAGAAGCUCACCACGGAAGUUUCAACUCGGCAAAGUGGGUAGUAAAGCAACUGAAAGUCUUAAACCUUCGUCUCGCUCAAGAAGAAGGUACAAGUGAUAAAUUACGACUUCUUGACGUUGGAGCUCUUGAUAACAACUAUCAGAGACACGUAAAAUGGAUUGAAUGUGCAGCUGUUGACCUAAAUCCCCAAAGUGGUAACGUUAAAAAAGCUGAUUUUUUAACUUUAAACGACAAGGAAAAGUAUGAUGUUAUUGUGAUGAGUUUGGUAAUAAACUUUGGGGGGACGUUCGUAAACGAGGAGAUAUGCUGCGGAAAUGUGAAAAGCUAA
This is a messenger RNA of Porites lobata, 642 nucleotides long. Lineage: Eukaryota; Metazoa; Cnidaria; Anthozoa; Scleractinia; Poritidae. The record is from the annotation of a GenBank genome assembly.